Caenorhabditis elegans is the source of this 2246-nucleotide messenger RNA. NCBI's taxonomy places the organism in Eukaryota, Metazoa, Nematoda, Chromadorea, Rhabditida, Rhabditidae. The record is from the annotation of a RefSeq genome assembly.
AUGCCACGUGCCGACGACCCAGCGAAGUUCCACGUCGAACAAUGUCUGCCGAGAGUCACCGCCGAGCACCCAGCUGCCACCGGAAGUCACAUUUCCACGCUCCGCUCAGCCGUCACUCAGGACUUUCGUGAGAUGGAAGCCAAAGUCGCCGAAAUUCGGAAUCACGUUGCCGCUAAUGAUGUCAUCGUGGAGAAACGCCUCACCGACAUGCAUGCUGCUCUUCGCAACGCCGAUGCUCUGUGCUCCAACCUCACUUCGCGACUCAAAAUCGUGGAGGACAAGCUGUCGUCUGUCACUCUUGAGGCUCCGGCCGAUGGAGCUCUUCGGGGAACAACAACCCCCAGCGGGGAGCCCAAUACCACCGGUCCCUGUACCGAUGGUCGGGUUCCUGUAACCGUUGCGGGGGAGGCUAACCCCUCAACCGUUUUAAAUCCAACCGCAAAUGAUCUAAAUAUUAGAGAAAGUUCAACCUUGAUAAUCAAGAAGAUUUACAGCAGUCAAACCAUCUGUCGAGAACAGAUGAUGCAAUCCUUAUCGCCGAUUCGGAUGAAGAUGAAGAAGAAGAAGAAUUCUUCGACGAGAUGCCUGUCAUCAACUCGUUGGGAGUGCGCUCACCAACGCUGGUCAAAGCUUAUUCCGGAGCAAUGGCUGACGAUUUCACUGGAUCCGUCAGGACUUUCAAUGAUCACUUGGAAGCUUCGGAUAAACCAGUCACAGAGAGACUGAAGGUAAGAAAGUUUUUAACUUUUCUUGAGGGCCGCGCCAGAAACAAGGCCGGUGAGAUUCUUGCAAAGAAUCAAGUCGUCAACUUCGAGGAGUUGGUCGAGGAACUUCGCAAGACAUUCGACAACGCUGUGCUCAUUCGUCACCGUGAACAGCAGCUCCGUCAGUGUGUGCAGAAGGAGAAGGAAAACGUCGAAUCAUUUUUCGAACGCGUCGAGAAGCUAGUCGCGAUGACUAGCAGUGGUAAGUCGAUUGACUACAUUCAGAGUACGGCUUUGCACACUUUCCUCGAAGGUCUUGGAGACCACAUCCAAUGGGAAGUCAAGGCGAAGCGUCCGCUUACACUUGAAGAAGCUUAUGAUGAAGCACUCAGUCAGGAGCUCUUGCAAGAUCAGAAGAUGCGAAAGCAGAUCGAGGAUCCAGUCGCAAAUGCCUUCUUCGCGAGACAUGGCUUACAGAAGAACAGCUUCGUUGGCAACUGCUACUAUUGCGGAAAACGUGGUCACACAGCCAACGAAUGCAGAAGAAAGAAGUCGGACGAGUCGCAGAAUGGAGAAAGACAAGAUCCUGUGAGCAAUCAGCGAAUCAAGAACGCGAGCAGUUCGGCUAUGGCUAUCAGCCAAAAUUCAACGGAUAGUUCCAGCUCUUCGUCGUCAAUUGGCCAUGCAGAACGAUGAUCCGUACAGUUCCGACGAGUCCACUGAAGCUUUAAGCUUAAGCUGCCAGAAACCGAAGGAGGACCCCACUCCGCAGCAAGCUUCCCAUUCUACUCGUCAUGGUUUCAUCACCGCUCAAGUGCCAAUUCGUGCUAAUGGAAUGCCGCAGUCAGCUCUCAUCGACACUGGAGCUCACAUCACCCUGGCAUCGCGGAGUGUGUGCAAGAUUCUGGGAAUCUCACAGCUCAAAAGCUCAAAGCGCAUCAACACCGUUGGACUCGGAGGAAAUGCUGUGAAGUUAGCUGGAGUCGCAUCGGUCACAUUUCGGAUCGGGAAAAAGUUGAUCGAACACUUGGUCCAUUUCACCGAAGGAAGAUGCACUCCAGAGGCCGACAGAAGCUACUCGUUCAUCUUUGGAAAUGACAUUUUGUCGAAGCUUCCUCCGUUUGCGUUCAACUACAAGGAAAAUCAAUUCCACAUUGGAGAUGACACUCUGCCAAUGGGACGUAGAAGAAGUCACGGAAAACGAGUCGAUAAUCAGUGCUCCGUGGCUCAGUUAAUCCAGCGAGAAGACGUCUUGCUGAUGGUCGAUUCGCAAUUCGCGGAAGGUUCAAGCACACCGGCGAUCAUCAUGUCAAGCAUUGCCGCAUGCUCCAUGUCAAUCCCGAUCGAGAAGGACGUCGACUCGGAAGUCAAUCAGGUGGGCAACGAUGCUCAUCGGGCCACAUCAGAAGAGAAUGCAUCGUCAUCCACCCACAUGGCUAGACGAAAACGAUCGAGAGCUCUUCGGCACGCAAGGCUUGGACAAUCGGCCGGGACCCAGUGCCCAGCCGGUCCAAGUCGCCGUCGAGCAAAUUUUAAAUGAAA